Grosmannia clavigera kw1407 is the source of this 1440-nucleotide messenger RNA. Its product is annotated as oxysterol-binding protein. Gene Ontology annotation, biological process: piecemeal microautophagy of the nucleus; exocytosis; maintenance of cell polarity. Gene Ontology annotation, molecular function: sterol binding. Gene Ontology annotation, cellular component: membrane; cytosol; intracellular membrane-bounded organelle. The transcript is spliced from 3 exons. The coding region runs from base 1 to 1440 and encodes 479 amino acids. The record is from RefSeq and is a predicted model, not a curated record. Lineage: Eukaryota; Fungi; Ascomycota; Sordariomycetes; Ophiostomatales; Ophiostomataceae.
AUGGCUGAAGCGGCAGCUCCAGUAGAGGAGGCGCACAACGACAGUUCCAAGCUCCGGACCUUUCUGACCAUCCUGCGAAAGUUCAUUGGCGUUGCCGACCUCGCGUCCGUGCGGUUUUCGCUGCCGUCGCAGCUGCUCGAGCCGACGCCCAACUUGGAGUACUGGAACUAUCUCGAUGCUCCCAACACGUUCAUCGCCAUCGGGACGUCGGACGAGCCGGUGGACCGGAUGCUGGAGGUGCUCCGGUUCUGGUUCACCAAGGACCUGAAGUACGCCCGAGGUCGCCCGUGCAAACCGUACAACUCGUGUCUGGGCGAGUUCUUCCGCUGCAACUGGGACGCCGAGGACAACGCGCCGGCAAUCCUGCAUCAAGAGCUCGCGACCGGCGGUGGCAGCAUCAGGACAAACGGCAACGGCGGCGGCAACAGUUCGGCCUCGAGCGUGCGGUCGACCGGCUCCAACACGGGCUCCAAUGGCGGCGGGUCCGCCAGCACGCCUCGAGAGGCGUCGAACGUGUCCGUGCUGCAGACGGGAACAAACCCGGCCAAUGGGACGGUGCGGGUGUCGUAUCUGACGGAGCAGACGUCGCACCACCCGCCAGUCAGCGCGUUCUUCAUCAGCUGCCCUGAGCGUGGCCUGCACGCCCGCGGCUUCGACCAGAUCACGGCCAAGUUCACGGGCACCAGCAUCAAGGUGUCGCCGGGCGAGCACAACCUGGGUAUCUUUGUCACGCUGGAGAAGCGCGACAACGAGACGUACCAGCUGCAGCACCCGCCCGCACAUCUGGGCGGCCUCCUGCGCGGCGCGCUCAGCGUCAGCGUCGGCGAUGUGGCUUACAUUACCUGCCCCAAGACCAAACUCAAGGCCAUCCUGCAGUAUUACGACGAGGGCUGGCUCGGCCGGACGACGAACAAGGUGGACGGAAUCAUCUUUCGAUACGAUCCGGACAACGACGACAAGCUGCGCAUCCGUGAUGUACCAGAGGAGGACAUUCUGGUGCGGCUGAACGGGCCGUGGAAGGAGAAGAUUCUCUUUACGAUUGGGCCCAAGCCGGUGGCCUCGCAUCCCGUCGCUGAGCAGACAACCAUCAUCGACCUAAUACCGCUGUCUGUGGCGCCCAAGAUACUGCCACCCGACGAGAAGCAGCUGCCAAACGAGUCUCUGCAGUUGUGGGGCGGCGUGACGAAAGCGAUCCGCUCGAAGCAGUUCUCCCUGGCGACAACGCUCAAGCAGGAGCUGGAGGAGGGUCAGCGCGAGAAGGCGCGGGAGCGUGAGCAUAAGAAGGAGGACUGGAAGCCGGUGUUCUUUGAGCAGCCGACAGGCAACGGCGGAAAGCCAGAGCUGUCGGCUAAGGGCUGGAAAGUGCUGGAACGCGCACAGAAGGGCGACUGGAGCAUGGAUGGCAUCCUGGAGGAGGCGGCAACGCCUUCCGAAGUCUAG